AUGGACGGGUUGCAAGGCCAGGCAGGUCAGCCCAUGGCCCAAGCCCCUGCGCAGCAACAUUCAAACCUCAUCCGAACCGACCAAGUGCAAAAAUUGCCGCAUCUGAAUGAAGCGCAAAAAGCCCAGCAUACACAGCUAGUCCGCAGCUUAUGGGAACAGCUGAAUACCCGUGAUCCCCAGAGCCAGGAGUAUCAGCACGCCCAGCUAAAACUCUCCCAGCUGUCCCAGAACUUGAUGAAGGGUAUGCGCCUAUUUCAGCAGAACCGUCAACAAGCGAUUCAGCAGCAGCAACAGCAGCAGCAACAGGUACAGCAGCAACAGGUACAGCAGCAACAGGUACAGCAGCAACAGGUACAGCAGCAACAGGUACAGCAGCAACAGGUACAGCAGCAACAGGUACAACCAAAUCAACCACAGGCCGCAACACAGCAAGGACAGGCAGUCCAACGCACUCAAUCUAAUAAUCCUCAAAAUCUCAACCAACUUCUGCCACAAAUUCAAAACAAAGUCAACUCACUCACUUUCUAUCUUCCACCGAACGUUACCCAGGAGCAAGUUCAGACAUGGAUUCCGGAGGCCCGCUUGCGAUACGGCAUUGCGCUUCAAAAACAGGAGGUCGGACGUGCGCGGUUGGCUGAUUUACGCCAACAAUACUCCCAGCGCCAAGCGCAGGCUAAUAUGUCUCAAGAUGAGGUUCAGGAGUUUAAAAACCGGCAGUUGGCGGCGGAGAAGCUUUUCCGGGAGGGUAGCGACUUCCUCAAUAAAUUCAAGGAGCAACAGGAGAGUUUCAAGAUGCAAUCGCAACAGAAUCCUCAAAUGAGUCCGCCUGCUCAAGCGACAACUAUACCCACAACUCAACCCAGUCCUGCCGUGUCUGCACAAACCCAGCCAGCCCCUAAUGCUCAAGCUGGUAGUGUCGCAGCUUCAACUGGAAUGCCUGGACAGGCACCCACCCCAGCCCCACAUACAAUAAACUCCGCAGUCAACGCAGCCCGUAACCAAGCAGGGCAAACCGCAAUGUCUCCUUCGACAUCGCAGUCAGGACAAGCACCACCAUCUGCGAGCGCUACCCCAGCUCCCUCAAACGCGCCUCCUUUGUCCCACAGACCCCAGCCUCCAUCACAGCAGGGUACUCCCGGAGCUCAAGUCACGUUCAGCCAAACUCCCAACCCUGAUGGUUCAACCCCUUCGGCAUCGAGCUCGCAGCCGGUUAACCUAGGCCCACCUCGGCCUUUGUCGCAUCAGGCAGCCAUGCAGCAAGCAGCACAGAACUAUAGCACAAAUCAAAACCAACAACCGCAACAACCGCAACAGCAGAAUAUGAGCCAGGCUGCAGCCAACCAGCAAGCUCACCCCCAGGGUUAUCUUGCUAAUCGCUCGGCUGACGCUUCCUCUCGCAACAUCAACAUGCACAUCCCUAAAACCCUUAACAUAUCCACCCCCGAGCCAGUCACUAUGCCCUCAUCUCGCCCCUCUCUUACUGGUGGUCCCAAUCACGGCCCUGGAAUGAUCAGCCAGCCUGCCAUUCAAAAGCAUCCAGGUUACGUUCUAGAGGGCGAAGGUCAACAUGUUCUUAGUAAGAAGAUGCUUGACAUUCUUGUCCGCCAGGUCACUGGUGGUGGUGAGGGAGAGAUGCUGACACCUGACGCCGAAGAAUUUGUUCUCCAGAUGGCAGAUGAUUUCGUUGACGACGUGAUCACUCAGGCCUGCCGUCUCGCCAAGCUGCGCCCAUCUUCAACCCUUGAGAUACGUGACAUCCAACUGGUCUUGGAGCGUAAUUACAACAUGCGCAUCUCGGGCUUCUCCUCUGAUGAUCUUCGGACUGUUAAGAAACCGCAACCAACCCAGGGCUGGCUGCAGAAAAUGACUGCCAUUCAGGCUGCCAAGGUCACCCAGGGCAGAUCUGAGUGA
Messenger RNA from Penicillium angulare, 1911 nucleotides. Its product is annotated as putative transcription initiation factor TFIID subunit 12. Gene Ontology annotation, cellular component: transcription factor TFIID complex; SLIK (SAGA-like) complex; SAGA complex. The record is from RefSeq and is a predicted model, not a curated record. Lineage: Eukaryota; Fungi; Ascomycota; Eurotiomycetes; Eurotiales; Aspergillaceae. Gene Ontology annotation, biological process: DNA-templated transcription initiation; RNA polymerase II preinitiation complex assembly. Bases 1 to 1911 code for a protein of 636 amino acids. The transcript has 2 exons. Gene Ontology annotation, molecular function: protein heterodimerization activity; DNA binding; TBP-class protein binding.